AUGGAGAAGAGGGGGCCGGACCAAAGUUUGAUGGAAGAUGCAGCAGCCACGGAGGUGGUUGUGCUCGCUGAGUGGGUGAGACAUGGCGUGGCGGAGGAAAGAGGCCAGGCAGUACUGGCGGCACUGGUGCCGCACCUGUCCGGCGGCAGCGAUGGUGGCGAUGAUGUCGAACGGUACCAAGACGACGACAGCCCAUCGCCGGCUGAGUUCCAGGCUGUGCAGCGGUUGAUGCUGUGGCUCUUUGCCGAUACGACUCCGCGCGGCUGCCUGGCCUUUCUUCUCAAGGAGCUGCCCUGCGCCACCAGCCCCGCACCGGCCCAACUGGGCUGCCACACGGCCACGUCACUGAUGAUGACGAAGGAGGAGGUGUUCGCGGCGCUGGCACCGGUCGUGCUUCAGCGCUUCAUCGCGGGCGUCCAUGCACGCUCAUCGCCCCACGGGCAUCAUCGGCUGUGCGUUGUCAAGCAGGAGUGGGUCACCGCCAUGUGGCAGCUCAUCGAGCGCGCUCUGCCCAUGGCCGCUGCGCACCGCCACACCCAGCAGCAGCAGCAGCAGCAGCAGUCGCACAGUCGCAGCAGAGACCCGAGGCCUGAAAGCAAUGGUAAGUGGCAAUCGGGUCCCGAGUUCAACGGCUAUCACUGCGCCAUCCUGGUCGAGCGCGUACUACACCAGGACGACCCCGAGCUGAUCUAUGCUGGCAUGAGUUGGGUGAAAGCUUUAGACAAGUCUGGCUUCACUGCCCCCAAACCGCUGGCCGACUGCCUGAUGCAGCUCACCCACCACGAGAACCAGGACGUGCGCCAGACCCUGGCGCGCCGCCUUCCCUGGAUCGGUCUACCGUUGGAGUCCUAUCACAGCAGGCUGUGGUCUAUGGCGGUAGAGGACCCCGCGCCUGGCGUGCGCUACGAGGCAUUUGUCGCCCUUACUGACGUGCUGCACUCCGAAGAGCACGUCAAUCCGCCCCCGGACCGCACUCCACUGCUUCUUCUCGAAUGGCUCGAGCGCGAAAUCGACGCGGACGUGCUGGUCGGGGCAUCGACUAUCUUCUCGUUGAUCUUCAACGCCGAGCUGUUCGACGGCUGGCAACACCUUCCUCGGUUGGCGCGGGCCUUCAUCAAGCAGGUCAAGCUCCCAGAGCCGAGCGUGCCGUCUCUGGUGUGGUUGGCCACAGACUGCCUCUCGAAGCACUGGGACGCGUUGAAGAGCGACGCGCUCGAGCGCUUGCCCAAAGAGCUGCACGGCAGCGUAGCCCAGGCCGUGCGACAGCAGGCACGCAACGACGUGAGGAAGCAGGAAGGCGUAACACCGCCGUCGUUUCGGGACGUCUGUUUCAGCUGCCUCGAGUUCUUGAGCGCUCACCCCUCGGGGCUGGCGGAGCUGCAGGCGAGAGUGUUCGAGAUGCUGCUUCCGUCCAACACCUGGAGAGCUCGUCAGACCUGCGCCGCGGAGGUUUGCCAGGUCGCACUCACUGAGGCGAUCGCCGGGCUAUCCGACCCUCAGAUGGAGAUCAGGGCGGCCUGCUGCACACUGCUAAUCGAUGUGCUGCCAAACGCGGGCGACUUCCCAGGCCACCGGAUCACCGCGGUGGCCAACGCCCUGUGCCGCCUCAUUCGCGACUCCCACCUGCGGGUGGCCACGCAGGCUCUAUGCGCACUGGGCACACUCUUGGAUUGCCAUGACCAGCACCUGGACCAACACCUACAGGCCGAGAUCUUUACUGAAUGUCUGGACCUGUGGGAAACCCAUCCGGGCUGUCAAGUGUCCAGCCUGCUGCAUGGCUUGGUUACUCGCUGGAGGCUGCUGACAUCCGCGGGCAUGGCCCCACUGCUGGCCAGGGGAGUCAAGCUUCUGUCCACCGAAACGCUGUCGGCCGAGGUCACCGGCGUCUAUGCCAGGUGUGAGCUGGUGGAGGAUCUCGCCUCGCUCCUCAUCCACUCGCGCGCUGUCCUGCCAGCUGCGCUGAUCAAGGUCGUUGCGCGGAACUGUGUGACGGUCCUUGCUCGCUCUCUCCCGCUCGACGAUGAGUUGCCGGUGGCGAAGCCCCUCGUAAGCCUCUUGCUUCUGCUCAUCAAGAAAGACAAAGGCGGAGAUUUGGAGUGGCUGCUGGCUCGGGAGGCCGGCUUCAACGACCAGUACUGGGACAGGGAGACGGUCAUCGGCCUCUUGAGACGGGCCAUUGACCAAUACCCCGCCCGCGCAGAGCAGCUCGCACAGGACGUGCUGCCGUCGAUCGUCGCUAGACUCCGCGCUGGCCUAUCCUCACACGAGUCUGAGCACGGCUUCUUCAAACUCGUCGGCCAGCUGGCGCUCAAGUUUCCGACCCCACUGGAGCCGUGGGCGCUACCUCUGUCGGUUGCGCUGGUGACGGCUGAUGGUCGGUCGGGCGCAAAGUUGCGGCACUACCUGCCCUUCGUGCUGCUGCUCGGCCGCGACCACGCGUCGCAGGUCGACCCGAGCGCGAUCGUACUGGCCAAGGCCGAGAGCCUGGCCAACCUGCUACUGGUCGCGCUGCAGGCUGAGGCGGUCCCGGGCGUCAACCGGGUGAAGGCCCUGUGCCUGCUGGCUGCAUUCGUGAGCGAGCACCUGGCCCAGGACGGUGAUAAGGAAACGAUCGACGCCGACGACACGGAAGAUGAUGAUGGCGAAGAUGAAGAAGAAGCCGAAGCGGUGGAGGCUGAGGAGGAUGGUGAUGAGGCCAAUGAUGAUGGUGAUGCGGAUGACGACGCUGCGGGUGAAGGCGACGGUCUUGACGAAGCCGCCAAAGACGAAUACGAGGAAGAAGAGGAAGGCGAAGAAGUCGUAGAGGAAGAGGAAGAGGAAGAGGAAGAGGAAGAGGAAGAGGAAGAGGAAGAAGGCGAAGAUGAAGAUGAAGAUGAAGAUGUAGAGGACGGCGAGUGGUACAACGAGGAGAGCGACGGGGACGACUACUAUUUGGCCCGGAUGACCGAAGCCGACUUCACAGAGUUCGUGGCGGCCACGCUGGAGCCUGGACUGCGGGCCAAGGUGGCCGCUGCUGUGACGGCCCUGCUGACCAGCUACGGUCAGUUGAGAGACGCAGAGACGAAGGAGACGGUGGCGGCCCAGUGGAAGGCCCACACCGCUGGUGCGCCGGGCCGGAGAAAUGCCGUGCGGGGGCUGCUGCGCGCCGUCGCUCCCGCAGAGGUGCUCAACGACCGCGACCACCCCAUGGCCUCAAUCUGGGCCGCACAAGAUUAA
Molecule: messenger RNA, 3216 nt
Organism: Acanthamoeba castellanii str. Neff
Lineage: Eukaryota; Discosea; Longamoebia; Acanthamoebidae
Product: HEAT repeat domain containing protein
Exons: 13
Coding region: 1-3216 (1071 amino acids)
Source: RefSeq, a predicted model, not a curated record